GUCAUCAUCACCUUCCCCAGCAAGGUAUCCAAACAUCAUUCCAUCCAUCAACCCACCAAAAACUUCCUUCAUUUCGACACACCCUUGUCAUCAAUCUCUCUCUAUCCAUCUCUAUCUCCCGAUUUUCUCCAAAAAAUGGGAGGAGGGGCGGUGCAUCCUCCCCCAUUGAAGGCCCCUUCUCCUCCUGACAUCUUCCUUCCCUCACCAUCAUCUUCUCCUUCGGGAAGCAUCCACGAAAACAACCUUCCAGUUUCAGCCAGUCAUGGCAAGCCUCCUCCUUGCUCUGCUUCUGGCUGUGCCAGCCCGGGGAAGAUGGCGGCGGCGACUUUGGGCUCUGCCCUUCUGGGUCUGCUUCCCUCCGAGCUCGAGAUCGAGAAGGCCAUUCGUGCUCUCCUCGACCUCUGGCAGAGCGCUUCUUCAUCUGGCUCGGAGCAAUAUUGGAUGCGGCUUUUGGGAUGUAGGGAUUCGAGCAUAUUGACGUCUAGUGGAUGGGCGAGAGUUCGGCAUGCCCUUCAUCUGCUGCAAACAGAGCCAGCUAUUAAGAAAUUGGUUAUAUCGGUAGUCUUGGAUAAAGCUUUCUGGAGCGCCAUUAUGAAUAAUCAGUCGGUCCAGCAGUUCCAGGAGAAGCUCCUCUCAGAUGAAACAGAAAGUUCUCAGAUUUGUGAGGAAGUAAACUGGGGUACGAACGAUCUGCAGUGGCUCUUGGACAUCUUGAAGGACAAAAUCAUGGAACUCAUCGAAAAAUUCAAGCUUCUUUUGAUCAAGACAUUGCAACUUUCCCAGCCGCCCACGCCAGAAGCUACAGCCGAGUUGGAGGAAAACGUUAGAUCGUCCUUGCUACUCUCGGUCCUAAUCAUCUUGAUCGUAGUGUUGGCAAGAGUACGCAUUGCUUAAUGAUCGAUCUGUGUAUAAAUUCUACACAGAUCCAUGACAUGGUGCGCUUCGAGAUGUGAUAAAGGCGUACCAAGUUUGCUGUUGAACCUGAGUUCCCCUCAGUACUUGUAUAUGAAUUCGUGUGAACAGCUUGCGAGAGGUAAAUGUGUUGCUGCUGCGCUUAAUUUGAGUGAUCCUUUCUCAU
Syzygium oleosum is the source of this 1078-nucleotide messenger RNA. RefSeq lists its product as uncharacterized. The transcript has 4 exons. Bases 136 to 894 code for a protein of 252 amino acids. The record is from RefSeq and is a predicted model, not a curated record. NCBI's taxonomy places the organism in Eukaryota, Viridiplantae, Streptophyta, Magnoliopsida, Myrtales, Myrtaceae.